AUGGAGCAUAUUGUUUCUAUUGACGAGCUGCACUCGAGGAAGGUUGUUAGAAGCAAAGCUUGUGAAGGAAGCAGCAGCCGCAACCGGCCUGCCAUUACCAGGGAGGAAAGGUUUAGAAAUUUUAUGGACGAAGGAGACCAAGCAAGAGAGGUGGAAGCCCUUGGUGGAAGCCCACCAGCAAAAAUACAGAAGGUUACAUUCUUGCUGCGAGAUCACAAGCAUUUCGUUAAGUACUUUGAGCCAAGAGUGGCAUCACUUGGUCCUAUCCAUCAUGGCAAGCCAAAGUACCAGCUAGGAGAGAAGUACAAGCUUAGAUUGGCAUAUGAGUUCGUCCAUGGGAAGAGUAUAAAUCUUUUGUACGAGGUUGAGAAGGAAAUCAAGCAACUGAGGGAAUGCUUCGAGGAGGAGGUGAUAGAGAAGUAUGAUGAUGAGGCACUCGCCUGGAUAUUGUUCGUGGAUGGCUGCGCAAUACUACAAUACAUAUUAUGCGCUACAAAUGACCAGUUCAAAGAGUUGAACAUCAAAACCGAUAGCGUAGCCUUCGCUCAUCAGGAUUUGUUCUUGCUGGAGAAUCAAGUUCCUUACCGUCUCCUCAAGUUAUUGAUGAGCUUGAGUGGGAAGGAAGAGGACUUGAGAAAAUCGAUUGAACAUUUCAUUCGAAAUGUUACUUAUCAGCGACCAAAACAAGAAGAAAGAGACCCGACCCAUCUUCUUGACCUUCUGAGAACAACACUCUUGGGUCCACCCCGGAAACCCAACUCAUCUCGUAAAGGUCUAUGGACACGUCAACACGACCCAGAUUGGCAAUCUUAUCGCAACUUGCAAGAGCUUAAAGCAGCAGGAAUCCAUUUGAAACGUAACAAGAAUAAUGUGGACGACUCAACCGGCCCCAAAUUCAUGAACUUGAUAGCUUAUGAAAUGUGCUUGGAUUUCGAGAACGACUUCGGCAUCAGCUCUUAUAUGUCCUUCCUAGAUUCACUCAUCCUUGAUGCCAACGACGUCAAAGAUCUGAGGAAGGCACGCGUACUCUACAACUUCCUCGGAAGCGAUCAAGAAGUGGCUAACCUCUUCUAUGAGAUUGGCACCGAGUUGGUGCCUAACGCCGAAGCUUAUAAGGAUGUCAAUUUCCAGAUUCACGACUACUUCGAGAACCAUUGGUUGAUGGCCUGGAUGGGAAAAUUCUAUCACAAUCAUUUCAGCGCCCCCUGGAGUAGGACUAAUUUCGUGUACUCAAUAAUAUUAAUACUUGGUCUAACUGCCAUUCAGGCUUGGUACACAGUCCACCCUCCCCCUGGCCCCUGCGAUGACUUUUGCAAGAAAUCAGGAUGA
Messenger RNA from Corylus avellana, 1329 nucleotides. NCBI's taxonomy places the organism in Eukaryota, Viridiplantae, Streptophyta, Magnoliopsida, Fagales, Betulaceae. The record is from RefSeq and is a predicted model, not a curated record.